UAUAACCUUUACUUUUUGAAGCUUAUCCGAAAAUAAACAGCUGAUUUACAAAUAUUGAUGAAAGUAAUAAAUAAAAGUUUAUUCAGGUAGUUUUUUAUUUCUACCGCUGCUUAGAUUAAGUAUCAUGAGGUUUCGGACGUUAUCUGUACUUAAGCGAAUAACAGAGAUCCAGGGUAAACGACAUAUUAAUACAAUGGGAAACAAAAGAAUAGCAGUAUGUCAAAUGACAUCAGUAGCGGACAAAGUAGCGAAUUUAAACGUUGUUAGUCAAUUAAUAAGGGAUGCUGUUAAGGAAAAUGUGCAGGUGAUAUUUUUUCCAGAAGCAUGUGAUUUUAUCUGUGAUAAUAAGCAAGACACACUUAACUCGGCUGAAUCAAUAUUAACUGGCAAUACUGUUAAGAAGUAUAGAGAAUUGGCAGCGGAACACAAUGUUUGGUUGUCUAUGGGUGGAGUGCAUGAAAAGAAUGAAAACGAUCCGAAGAAACUCUUCAAUACACAUAUAAUAAUAAACAAUAAUGGUGAUAUUGUUCAGACAUACAGAAAGAUACACUUGUUUGAUGUAGAAAUACCGGAGAGGAAUAUAAGGCUGAAGGAGAGCGACUUUUGUACUCCUGGUAACCAGAUCGUGGCGCCCGUUGACUCGCCUAUCGGCAGGAUUGGUCUAGCCAUCUGCUAUGACAUGCGGUUCCCAGAACUGAGCACGGCUUUAAGUAUAAUGGGAGCUGAGAUAAUUACUUACCCAUCAGCUUUUACUUACGCCACAGGGUCAGCGCAUUGGCAUGUUUUAUUGAGAUCGAGGGCGAUAGAAAACCAAUGUUAUGUGGUAGCAGCAGCUCAGACCGGCGACCACAAUGCGAAGCGCCGCUCCUACGGGCGCGGCUUGUGUGUGGACCCGUGGGGCGAAGUGUUAGCCGAUUGCGGGGAAUCCGCACCGAGCUUCGCGAUCGCGGAAAUAACAGACAAGAUAGCGAACGUCAGACGGAACAUGCCAGUGUUUCAGCACAGACGACCGGACGUCUAUUCUCUCUACACGUUAAGCUUGCGCAACACACUCCCACAAGAGCAUUCACAUCAAGUCACACCGCCCGAGAAUCGAACCCAACACACGACGUCCGGACCGGCGAAUGCAUUCGGACACGUGAAAGUGCCAGAAUCUUGCGUCUUCUAUAAGACCGGUUUGACAUAUGCGUUCGUUAAUAUAAGGUGCGUCAUCCCCGGUCACGUGCUCGUAGCUCCGAUACGUGUGGUGGAGCGUAAUAAGGACUUGACUGAUGAUGAAGCCGAUGACUUCUACAGGACAGUUCGAUUGGUCCAAAAUCUUAUGGAGAGAGUUCAUGAAACACAAUCGUGUACGAUCACUAUACAGGAUGGUCCAGAUGCGGGUCAGACAGUUAGGCAUCUGCACUGUCACAUAAUGCCGAGGAAGAAAGGAGAUUUUAUUGAAAACGAUUUAAUAUAUUUGGAAUUGGCUAAGCAUGAUCAAGUUAAACCUGGUCAUCCAGCAAAGCCGGUUAGAAACUUAGAAGAAAUGGAGCAAGAAGCGGCGAUGUUGAGAGAAGAAUUGAAGAAGAUGACAAAUGACAGCUAGUUGUUGAACAACAAAGAAUGUUAUCGUUUUGUAAAUAAAGGCUACAAUCGCGUAAAUGUUUGAUAAGAUUAUAUUAUUGUUUU
Nymphalis io (European peacock) is the source of this 1671-nucleotide messenger RNA. It is a transcript of the gene NitFhit, whose product is annotated as nitrilase and fragile histidine triad fusion protein NitFhit. Gene Ontology annotation, biological process: nucleobase-containing compound metabolic process. Bases 125 to 1588 code for a protein of 487 amino acids. The record is from RefSeq and is a predicted model, not a curated record. NCBI's taxonomy places the organism in Eukaryota, Metazoa, Arthropoda, Insecta, Lepidoptera, Nymphalidae. The transcript has 11 exons. Gene Ontology annotation, molecular function: bis(5'-adenosyl)-triphosphatase activity; hydrolase activity, acting on carbon-nitrogen (but not peptide) bonds, in linear amides.